CAUAUCUAGUGAUUACGUGUUGGCUUUUUCGGUCACAGUUCCUAUCCUAACACCCAUUUAUCGUCGUCUCCUUCGUUCCGACCUUUUGUCUCUCUCUUUAGACCUGUUAGUUAAUCCAUGGCUUCACUUAGUUGUUACUAGUUGUGUUUGUCUUCUGUGUGAUAGUAAGUAUCUGUAAUAACUCGUAUUUGAUUUAAGGAAUGGCUACUUUGAACCCUUUUGAUCUGUUGGAUGACGAUGCUGAGGAUCCGAGCCAGCUCGCCGUCUCCAUCGCUGCUGAUAAGUCCAGGAAGCCUGCACCUGUCUCAGGCUUGCCUGCUAAGUCAACUCCUCCGUCUUCGAAGCAGCCUCCUCCUUCUCAAGCUGUGAGAGAGGCUAGGAGUGAUGCUCCACGUGGCGGUGGUGGUGGAUUUAGCCGUGGUCGUGGUGGUUACAACCGUGGAGGUAACAAUGGAUAUUCAGGGGGAUACAGUAAGCCCUCUGAGGAAGGAGACGUUUCAAAGCCUUCUUAUGAGAGACGUGGUGGUGGUGGUGUAGGUCCUCCGCGUGGUGGUAGACGUGGUGAAGCUGGUGAAGGUGAACGUCCUCGAAGGGCAUUUGAGCGUCGUAGUGGAACUGGCAGAGGGGGUGACUUCAAACGUGAAGGAGCUGGUCGUGGAAACUGGGGAACACCAGGAGAAGAAGUUCUUGCUGUCGAGACUGAAGAAGUAGCAGCUGGGGUUGAAAACGAGAAGGAUGUUGUGGAGAAGCCUGCUGAUGAUGAUGCUAACAAGGAGAACACUACUGAAGUUGAGGAGCAGAAAGAGCCUGAGGUUAAGGAAAUGACUCUGGAUGAGUAUGAGAAAAUACUCGAGGAGAAGAGAAAGGCACUUCAAUCUCAGAACACCUCUGAGAGGAAAGUUGAUACCAAAGUGUUUGAAUCAAUGCAACAACUCUCAAACAAGAAGAAGUCUAACGAUGAAAUCUUCAUCAAGUUGGGUUCAGACAAGGACAAACGCAAAGAUGACAAAGAAGAGAAGGCUAAGAAGGCUGUGAGCAUUAAUGAGUUUCUGAAACCAGCGGAGGGUGAGAACUACUACCGAGGAGGUCGUGGUGGCCGUGGACGAGGUGGUCGUGUUUCAAGUGGUGGUGGAUUUAGUGGUAACCGUAGUGAAGCUGCGCCUGCCAUUGCGGAUACUGCUCAGUUCCCAUCUCUUGGGGGCAAGUAAAGAGAUCCAUCCAUGAACACACGUCUGAAACACACACUCAUGCGGGAGUUUCAUGCGAGAGUCGUACUGUUUGCAUGUAUGUUGUCAGUUGUAAAUUUUUAGUUGUCUGUCAGUUUUUAGAUUUUCUGCAAACUUAUGCCUGACCGUUUUUUUUUCCUUUUUUUAAUUACUUUUGAAACAUUACUCGCUUUUAGUUUACCACUUCUUUGUCGUUGUUUUGUUGUUUAUGAAAACUUGUUUUAGACAGCCAAGUCUAAUGUUAUCGGUUUUGAGUCUUCUUUGAGUUCACUCUGUCAUCUCUUUCCUCAUGUUCAUAGUUCUGUAAUAGACAAAUAUUAAAAAGAUUCAAUAGUUUAUUUUCUAUUAA
Molecule: messenger RNA, 1575 nt
Organism: Brassica rapa (field mustard)
Lineage: Eukaryota; Viridiplantae; Streptophyta; Magnoliopsida; Brassicales; Brassicaceae
Product: RGG repeats nuclear RNA binding protein A
Cellular component (GO): nucleus; cytoplasm
Molecular function (GO): mRNA binding
Source: RefSeq, a predicted model, not a curated record